AUGGGGCGGAAGGAGCGGGCCGACCGAGUGGAAGGCGGCAGCCCGAGUCACAACACGUCGCUGCUCCAUCAGAAGCUGCAGCGGAGGCGACGGACGAGGAGGAGGAGCUUCUUCGACGCGGCGGAGGAUAGCGCCAGUGAGCCGGACUCGAGUCGCAGCGGCGGGGCGCCCUGGAACCAGCCCGAGGGCCGUUUUGAACCGUGCGGCGCGCUCCGCCUGCUCGAGACCGGCGAGCGCAUGUACAUCCCGGUGACGCAGGACGUGGCGCCGGUGACGGAGGACCGGCAGCAGGAGCAGUCGGAGGUGCUGGUCAGCCUGGGCACCGACGCCGAGGGUGCGCAGCUGCGGGCGCGCAUGAUGGGCGCGUCGCUCACCUCCGACAUGGAGUCUUUCAAGGCCGCCAACCCGGGCAGCACGCUGGCCGACUUCGUGCGCUGGUACUCGCCCAGCGACUGGGUGCAGGAUGAGACGGACCCGUCGGGCCAGACAGGCGAGCUGAGCGCGCGCAUGCGCAUCAAGGACAACCUGUGGCAGGAGGCGUGGGCCACCUGCAAGCCGGUGCCGGCGCGGCGCCAGCGGCGGCUGUUCGACGAGACGCGCGAGGCUGAGCGGCUGCUGCACCAGCUGUCGGAGCCGGCGCCCGGCCGCCUGCUGCAGCUGCUGGCGCCUGUCAUCUACCACGCUGCCAUCUAUAGGUUGGUGGAAGAAUUGGAGCCUGAUGACCUUGCCGCGGUGGGGCAGCAGCUGGGAGAGGCGGCCCGCCGUCUGCAGUCGGCCGCCAAGGCUGACUGGGAGGCCAGCGCCUAUAGCGCGGUGGGUGAGCUGCUGGCCCGGUGUGAGCAUCACGUGCUGAGGCGCCGCUCGCUGGUGCUGAAGCUGGAGGGCGUCCAGGACAAGGACAAGUUUGUGCAGCAGCUGAUAGGUGGCGCUGAGGUGGCGGUGCCGGGCGGUGCCAACGGAGGUGCUGCCCGCCAUCUCGAGAAGAUGCUGACUGCCAGACAGCCGGACCAGGGCCUGCCGCCGCCCGUCACCAAGGAGUACAUCCUGCGCGUGACGUGCGCCCGUCCAGGGCCCGGCUCGCGGCCGCUGGCGCAGCGGCUGCGCUGCCUCAUCUCCGACCAGCUCUUCCGCGUGACGGCCUCGCUCAGCCAGGACACCAUGUUCAGCUAG
Pollicipes pollicipes is the source of this 1170-nucleotide messenger RNA. RefSeq names its product rab3 GTPase-activating protein catalytic subunit. The record is from RefSeq and is a predicted model, not a curated record. Gene Ontology annotation, molecular function: GTPase activator activity. NCBI's taxonomy places the organism in Eukaryota, Metazoa, Arthropoda, Thecostraca, Pollicipedomorpha, Pollicipedidae. The transcript is spliced from 10 exons. Bases 1 to 1170 code for a protein of 389 amino acids. Gene Ontology annotation, biological process: positive regulation of GTPase activity.